AUGGAAGGCUUUGCAGUAGAGUGGUUGGGAUAUCUAAAACCACUCAUAUCCCUAGUAGCUCCCGAGGAGAUACAAGAACAAAUAUAUUCAAGUAUUUUAGCAUAUAAACCAAAAGACUUCUUAUAUAAUGAACCUUGUAUGCAGAUUAAGCUUAUGACAUAUUCAGAUUUGACAUAUACUUCAUCUUCUUCAGCAACUCCAUCUAGGACUUCUCAACGAUCUAGUGGCUACCAGUCCUUAUCAAACUCUCCAAUAACUUUGUCAGGAAAUACUGUAAACUAUAAUGCUCGUGGAAUUGACGUAAUUCACUCUAAUUGGAUGAAUAAGGUACGGAAUGAAACACCAGCUUUAUAUAUAUUAUGCUUCAACUGGCAAAACUAUCCAAACCCGAGCGAUAGUAGCUCUAAAAGUUCUGAUAAUAGUAAUAUUAAGAAAUUGGAAAUGGAGGCAGUAAGUGUUAUAGAUUCACUAUCAUUUAUUCUUCGGAAACGUCACUCUCCUCCAUCAGUUUUAAUUUUUGUAGUUUUACCAAUAGGUAUACCAGAUCCCCAAUCUUGUGUAUCAUGCUUUCAUAAAAAUCAUUUCCCAGAAUUACAGGCAAUAUUCGUAACUUGUGGCCUAAGACACCAAAGACAGUUACAUUCAAGAAUAGAAAAAUUAGCAGAAAUGGCCUAUGAAUCAUCUCUAGCUUAUUACAAUGAGAAUGAAAGAAGAUGGAGGAAAUGUGCCAUAAAAGCUAAAACUGCAGCUUUGUCAAUAGGAUCAGAGGCUUCAAUCCACAAUUUAACGAAGAAGAGUUCAUCAGUAUCAUCUAAUUUAAGAUAUUCAACAUCUUCAUCUGUCUCAGCUAAUGUAUCACCUCGAAUGGGAAGAUCUUCGCUAAUAAGUGGCGGAAGUCAAGUACCAAAUUUUAACCAACUUCAUUCUAGAUUGCUGUUGAUUAGAUACUGCAUAAAAAGUGCUGUAAUGAAUGAAUUUUGUAGGAAUUAUAGCUUGGCUCUCAAACAAUACAUGAUUGUUUGGGACUCAAUAUUAUCUGAAUCAAAUUUUUCAACUUUUCAGUAUAUAAGUCUCUGUAAUCUCAUUAGCUUGAGGUUUUAUCAUAUUUAUGUAAUAAAUGGUGAUGUUAGGAGAGCAAUGGAUCAUUUAAAAGUACACUGCAAUAUAAUUCGGCGAUUUUCUUUAACACACAAGAAUUUGAGAUUCCUAACUUCACUAUGGUUAUCUUAUACAUUACAGAAAUUGGCUGUUAUAUUACUAUACAAUCUAGUUAAGAAGAGACCUCCUUCCAACAUUAAAUUUAAUUUUGCAGAUUACCUGGAAAAUUCUAUAAUUCCAUUUUCAAUUGCAAAUUUAUCUAGUACUGAGAAUCAGAAAGCUACUGAUAGAAAUCUUGAUGUAUUUAGCUCUACAUAUAAUUUAGGACGCCUUUUAUCUUCUAUUGCUAAAUCUUUUCAAAAUUUAACAGGUAAUACUACAUCUCAGAAGAUAUCUACUACUACUUCUAAUGGUGUUGUACCUAACAAUAAUGUCCCCACAAUGAAGAAUAUUGAAAACUUAAACACAACGGAAAACAAUUUACCUUCUAAUGAAUUUGACUUGGCAAACACUACAAAUAUACUUAUUAUAAUUGCGAAAUUGUACAAGGGAUCUGCUGAGCAUUGCCAUUAUGCAAGAAGUGCCUUGUUAAGUGUUUAUAGAGAAUUUGGUGGAGAUUUCUUUACUAUACCUGAAAUUGGGGGUCAAAUUUUAAAUCCAGUGUCACUAGGAUGUUUCCAAGAAUUGACUACUCCAGAAAUUUUUCUAGAUUUAUCUGGAAACAAGAUUUUUACUCUAAACAAUCUCAAUGAUUACAUUGGGAAACUAUGUAAACUAUGUGAUAUACCAACUGAAUUGGAUACAAAUAACAAUUACAAAAACUUAAUAUGUGAAUAUCUGGCUAUGUCUGAAAUUUGGAGACGCAAUAUUAUUUCCUUUAUGAAAUCUACCAGUUUGUUCUGUAGAACUAUUGCUCUAUUUUAUUUAUCAGCUAUUAUUUAUCGUCAUAUUUUGCCUUUAAGUAAUACUUUAAGAUCUUACAUACCAUCUAAAGCAAACGUUACUCAAAAUGGAACUAACCCUACUAAUAGGGCUUCCAACUAUGGAAUUAAUUCAACUUUACAACCUGCAAAUUUGAAUCAAUUCUAUAUGGAUAGAUGCCUCCAUUUAGUAGCAUUUUCUUUUGCCGAAUAUCUUUAUAAUGAAAAUUACAUUGAGUUAUGCUUCAGUAUAUAUGAAUCCUUACUACAUGCUUUAACACAUAGGCAUGUAUUUAUGGACUUGCCAAUAUUCAAUAUGAAUGAGAUCUGCAGGUAUCAAUGCAGUAAUACUUGGGAGUUUAUACCCCAUAAUUUGCUAAAUUUAAUAUCUAAGCUAUCUAGUGGGAAUAUUAUUAAGACAAAACCCACUUUUAUUUUGCUAUUACAUGUAUGUACUCGAAUUUUACAUUGUACUACUUUACAAAUAUUAUGUAUAGACUCUAAUGAAGAUAAGACACGGUUGAAACAAAUCCCUAAAUGCCUUAAAAAUCCACCAAAGAAUAUGGGUUUACUGAGCUUCAGUUUUCCAGAAUCUGAGAAACAUGAAGCAAAUAUCUUAAGUAGUGAAGAUUAUCAAUACAUGAGAUCUGUAGUAUUAAGUUUUUUAGCUGUAUUACGCCCUAAACGCAGUUGGACAUCUAAGAAAGGAGUAAAUAGUGAAAGUGGAAAUAAUAUAAGAAGUAACAAGACCCAAGCUACUCUAUAUUUAGCAUAUCUAAUUUUAGCUCUGGAAAUUGAGCAUUGUAAUCCUGAAGAUGAGCAUAUUAAGGAAGAUUUACAAGAACUUCUGCAAUGGGUCUUUGUUUUACAAACUUUUUCAAACGAAUAUUCUCCAGGAAAUAAUGUAAAUAAGAGCAUGUUAACUAAAAAUGAAGUUGAAGAUGAAGUAAAUUCUAAAAUUAAUGAUAAAUAUAGUAGAGAUCUUAAUAAACUAAUAACGAACUAUAAUAAUCAUACUGAAUCUAUAUUGGGAUCAAAUACAAUUAGAACUGAUUCAAUUUUUGUAAACUAUGGAGACUCAAUAUUAAUGACACAAUAUUUGUCAGGUUCACUCGCUACAAUUGAAUAUGGAAUUAAUGAGACAAAUAUAUCUUCAUUUAAUAUAAAGAUUUAUUGUUUACCAUCAUUUAUUAGAACUCAAAUAUUGAGUGACAAGAGUAAAGUUAUUAUUUACUUAAUAACAAAUUUAGGUCUUUUUGAAUUGGUUACUUCUGAUAUAUAUCAGAUUGAAUAUAGGGACUUAAAGUAUCAAGAUGCUAGCUCAAUAUUAUAUGAAUUUCAAGUUCAUUUCAGAGAAAAUAUAACUAUAGCUUUGAAGUGUAUAAUACCAUCAAAUUUAGGACGAGCUAAUACUAUUAACUGUACAGGUGAAGAUUAUUCGAAAAUUAAUUCCCUUAAAGAUCUUAAAAGUAUUAAUAGAAAUAUAAAUAAUUUUUCUGAGAUAAACAAUUCAUUAUUAUUUCGAUGUAACUACACUAAGGUUGAAAUAUUUGGAGUACUUCUGCAGAUAUUCUUGCCAAAUAUGAAGAAUUCUUCUCAUGGUAAUUCAGAUCUUAACAUAGCCCAAUUUGUACUACCAUGCAUGAAUAUGAAUAAAAGGUUAUAUAAUGUGAAUUACUUCAAAAAAGGAGGAAUAGAUGAUGUAGAAUCAUUGAAUUCACCUAUACUGAAACUAGAACUACAUAGUGAAUAUAGAGAAUUGAUUCCUGUACAUCAACGCUUUUGUAUUAUUUCACCUCCACUAUCUACAACAUCCUGUAUUGAAAAUUGGAUGAAAGCUGGAAAAACACUUAUAUAUAGUACACCUAAUUUGACCGUCGUCCCUGGUGGUUUUCUUGAUAACCUCAAUAAUAUAGUAAAUCCAAUACCCUUUCUAGCUAUCCCAAAUAUGAAUUUAUAUUCUCUACUAUCUUAUCCAAUAAAUUCUCUACCUACUAUAAUCAAAUUAAAUACAAGACACAUAUAUAGAGACGAAAGAAUUACCGAGUCAACUUUACCUAUCAGUGAUUAUAAAAUUAAGGCUUACAUUUUAUCUCCAUUUUCUAAUUUUACUACCUUAUUAACAGAAUGUAAUGAGAAUGAACAUAAAUUAGAAUGCUUUGAUUCAGUACAAAAUGAAAUUCGUCCUUUAUAUUUGAUACUCGAUUUACCUAAUAUGACGGAUGAUACAGACAUUGCAAUUACUUGGAUAAUCAAACACAAAGAUACAAACUAUAUGGUAAAUGGAGAUAAAUAUCAGAAAUUCUGUCAAAUAGGAUUUAUUGAGCCACCUAGAUUUCCAAUAGAUAAAUGGAAUAUUCAAAUGUUGAAUAUUAUAGAAGGGACUAACUCUAAUUUAUCAGAUAAUUCUUUAAAUCACUCAGUGGCUAGUUUUGAACAAAAAUUGUGUACACUAAAAAUUGGUAGUGGAAUUGUAAAUAGAGAAGUUUUUAGUAAUAAACAAGAUUCAGGAUUUACAAGUGUAAAGCAUUUGAUACAGAAUGAUGAUAAUGUAAGUCAAUGGCAUCAGAUACAUGCUGAAGAAUUUUAUCAAUUUACUGAUACUUGUUUUACAUUAUUAGAAACAGAAAGUACAACUAUAGACUCUAUACCAUAUAUGAAGCUUAUACAAACCUUUAAUUCAACAGAUAUUAUUGGGGAUAACGUAAUUGGCAAAUCGGAGGUUACAAAAUUAUGUGAUUCAUUUCUACUAAUACCAUUCUUUAUGCUAUUUAAUACAACGGGGAAAUUUGAACUCAAUGUAAAUAUUAAUUUAAUUCCUUCUAAUUUAUAUGAUAUUCAAUGUUAUCAGAUAUUUUGUAGUACUGCAGUAAGUAAAAGGUGGGAAGUGGGUUCUGUUGUAGAAAUAUCAACUUGGUUUCCGAAAUUAAAUUCAUUACAGGGAGGAACUAAUUAUGUAUACAGUGAAGGGGAUUGUGUCCAAAAUAUUAAUGAAACAUUUGAAAAUCCACUCCUGGCAAUUUCAAUUCGGAAUUUCUUUUUAACAGAGGAUAUUCUUAUAAAUAAUAUAUAUACCCCCGAUGAAUACUUAACAAUUCAAUGCAACUUCCCAUGUAAAUUGGAAUCUCAAGAAGAAAAUACUAUCUUGGUAUUUUCUAAAGAUAAUAUGGAGAAUAAACCAACGAAUUCAUUUAAAUCAGUCAAGUUGACAAUUAGUAUACUUUAUAUAUUAUCAUAUAAUAAUAUUCAGCUAUUUGAUCAGAAAUUUUUAAAAGAUAUACUCUUUCCAUUUCAAAAUAUGUUUAGAAUUGCUUUGGAUCAUGUUCAAUAUCCCUUAUAUAAUAGUCAAUUUCAUACUAAUAGCUCAGAUAUGGACUUAUACUUUAAAGCUCAAUCAUUUCCAAUAAAUAUUGAGUUAAAUAAAGUACUCAAUGAUUCCUUGAUAGAUAUAUCAAAAUUUAAUAAGAGAGAACCAUUGUUACUUUCAGUAUUUGCUGAUCAAAUUACUAAUGUGGGUAAACCUUUUCAUUACAAAGCGAUUAUUAAGAAUAUGACAUCAAUCUCACAGGAAGUCAGAUUUGGAUUGGUAUACCCACCUCAUCUAUCAUUCAAAUAUUUGGAUAAUAAUUCAAUAUCAAAUUUGGAUUUUCCAGCUCUUCCUUCUUGGCUACCACUACUUGUUAACGGUAUUAUAUGUGAUGAUAUAGUAUUACAUCCUAACUCAAAGAGAAUUUUAGAAUGGGUUUGUAUUGCAACUCAAGCAGGAACAGUACCAUUACCAUCUAUUUGUAUUCGCUCAAAAAAACCAUAUGGGACUUUUAUGAAUAAAAAGUCUUCUUCUGUAUUAUUAUAUACUUCAGAAAAACGUAUUACCGUACUUCCUAGAGAAAUACUUUAA
This is a messenger RNA of Cryptosporidium muris RN66, 5916 nucleotides long. RefSeq lists its product as uncharacterized. The transcript has a single exon. The coding region runs from base 1 to 5916 and encodes 1971 amino acids. Lineage: Eukaryota; Apicomplexa; Conoidasida; Eucoccidiorida; Cryptosporidiidae. The record is from RefSeq and is a predicted model, not a curated record.